Molecule: messenger RNA, 1989 nt
Organism: Penicillium egyptiacum
Lineage: Eukaryota; Fungi; Ascomycota; Eurotiomycetes; Eurotiales; Aspergillaceae
Source: the annotation of a GenBank genome assembly
AUGGUCCAACUCGCUCACAUCUUCAAAAAGGACAAGGAUAAGGAGAAGACAGAGAAGAACAGAACUGACAUACAUUCAUCCCGAAACUCUUUCUCCGCUUCGCGCACACCUCCAUCUCCGAAGUCGACCUCCAAAUCCCCAACUAAGUCAUCUACCAAAUCUCCCUCCAAAUCCUCGUCCCCCACCAAACCCUCCAAAUCCUCCAAACAGUCCUAUUUUUCCCACAGUCGGUCUUCCUCCAAUUCGAGACCCACCGCCAAUUUCAAGUUUGCCCGGUCUUCGCGAGACCAGGACGUACACCCACUCAAUCUCCCACCCGACGAGCUACGUCGUCGAUUGUCCGCCAUGGCAGCAUCCAACGAAGAGCAGCGGAGCUCCAUGGAUAUUGAUUCCCAGGGACCCCAGAAUAAUGGCGUGAAUGGCACUGAGGAGCGAAGUCCGACCCCGCCACCGCACCAGCCGAAUUCAGCUUCUGCCGACGAGGCCGAUUCCUUCAAGCUGGCCGGAAACAAGUUCUUCAAGGAUGGUAACUACCGACGAGCUAUCGAGGAAUACAACAAGGCCAUCGAGAUUAAUCCAAACUCAUCGGCCUAUCUCUCUAACCGAGCGGCGGCUUAUAUGUCCGCUAAACAAUUUUUGAAUGCGCUUGAGGAUGUUCAGCGCUCCGACGAGCUCGACCCUAACAACCCGAAGAUCAUGCACCGAUGGGCGAAGAUUCUGACGAGUUUGGGUCGACCCGAAGAGGCCCUGGAGGUGCUGUCACGCAUCCAGCCACCAGCGACCGCCACUGACCGGGCAGCCGCAGAGAAGAUGCUGCGCUUCGUUACACAAGCCGAACAGACAGUAGCGGAAGACCGAGGUCUCUCGAUGGUGAUCUACUGUCUAGACCAGGCCCGGCAAGGGCUCGGACAAGGCGUCAAGGAGCCCCGCAAGUGGACACUUUUGGCCGCUGAGGCCCAUCUGAGGCUGGACAACGUCAACUCACUAGGCAAGGCGCAGGACAUUGCGAUCAGCUUGCUGCGCGAGAACAGCCAAGACCCAGAUGCGAUGAUGAUCCGUGCCCGUGCCUUCUAUGCCCUCGGUGAGUCCGAGCAGGCGCAGAAGCUUCUGAAGAUGUGCCUCGGGCUGGACCCAGACAUGAAGCAGGCCAUCAAGCUGCUGCGCAUCGUUCAGAAACUGGCUCGCACAAAGGAGGAAGGAAACACCGCUUUCAAGGCCAAGGAUUAUCACCGUGCUAUCGAUCUUUGGGCCCAGGCUCUCGAGGUUGACCCCUCCAACAAGGAUAUGAAUGCCAAGAUUUUGGGUAACCGUGCUCAGGCUUAUAUCAACUUGAAGGAGUAUAACUCUGCCAUUCAGGACUGUACUGAGGCUCUUCGUCUCGACCCCGGAUAUAUCAAGGCUAUGAAGUGCCGUGCCAAGGCCCACGGCAAGGCCGGUAACUGGGAGGAGGCUGUUCGUGACUAUAAGAGCGUUGCUGAGAACAACCCCAACGAGAGCGGCAUUGCGGAGGAGAUCCACGAAGCUGAAUUCGAGCUGAAGAAGUCCCAGCGCAAAGACUACUAUAAGAUUUUGGGAGUCGGAAAGGAUGCCAGCGAGCAAGAAAUCAAGAAGGCCUACCGCAAGCUCGCUAUUCUAUACCACCCAGAUAAGAACCGCGACGGUGCAGCCGGCGAUGAAAAGUUCAAGGAAAUUGGUGAAGCCUAUGAGACCUUGAUUGAUUCUCAGAAACGUGCUGCUUAUGAUAACGGUGAUGAACUGAGGGAGGGCAUGCCUGGCGGCAUGCAUGGCGGUAUGGGCGGUAUGCAUGGUUUCGGUGGUAUCAAUCCCGAUAUUCUUCGAGACAUGAUGAACGGGGGCGGCUCCUUCGGUGGUGCCUCGUUCGGUGGUCCCUCCUUCGGUGGUGCUUCCUUCGGCGGUGGCGGCUUCGGUGGCCAUUCUCACGGCGGCGGCAACCCCUUCGGUGGCCCCGGAGCUGGCUUUUCGUUCUAG